This is a messenger RNA of Chaetomium fimeti, 1049 nucleotides long. Its product is annotated as Alpha/Beta hydrolase protein. The transcript has a single exon. NCBI's taxonomy places the organism in Eukaryota, Fungi, Ascomycota, Sordariomycetes, Sordariales, Chaetomiaceae. The record is from RefSeq and is a predicted model, not a curated record. The coding region runs from base 117 to 1049 and encodes 310 amino acids.
CAUAAACGACCAACAUCCAGGUUUCCAUCACCACGCAACCGCUCUCGGUUUGAAUCUCUCAUCAACUGGAUACAAUCCUGAACAACCCAUCUUCGCGCCACCUCCAUCCCUUCAGCAUGGCCGACGCAGCCCUCUCCGCAACAGGGCUCGACCCAACCGCCAUCCCACCUCCACCAACAACCGGGACCGGGACACAACCUGCCCCAGAAACGACCCCCUUCACCCACCCGCCCCCCUUCCACCUCUCCCUCAACCCCGCCCAGCCCACAACCCUGCUCCUCCUGCACGGCCUCCUCUCCUCCCACCUCGAAUACACCCACGUCAUCCCCCACCUCUCGGCCUACCACCUCUUACUAGUCGACCUACCAGGCCACUCCAACUCCUUCUCCGCCUCCACGCCCCCCCUCCCACAAUCCUACACGCUCCCCUCCAUGGCCGACGCGCUCGCCCCGCUCAUCCGCACCCACGCCCACAACGGCCGCGCCCACGUCGUCGGCCUGUCGAUGGGCGGGUAUGUCGCGCUGGAGCUGGCGCGGCGGCACCCGGAUUUGUGUUGCAGUGUGUGGGUGACGGGGGCGGCGCCGCUGGGGGGGUUGUUCGCGUGGAUGGCGGCGCGGCCCGCGUGGGUGGAUGGGUUUAUGUGGGCGGUGGAGGUGCUACCGGAGCGGGUGUAUGAGUGGAUGGUGGGGAUGCAGGGGAUGCGGCCGCAUCGGGAGGUGAGGGGGGAGAUGAAGAGGAAUCGGCGGUGGGAGGUGUUGUAUGGGGUGUAUGGGAGUAUUUUGGAGGGGGAGGGGGGGUGGGAGAGGGUGGGGGCGGUGGAUGGGAGGGUGAGGGUUUUGACGGUGGCCGGGGGGAAGCAGGAUGAUGUGGAGGCGACGAGGCGGAUGGGGAGGGUUUGGAGGGAGAUGGGGAGGGAGGGGUGUAAGGCCGCGGUGGUGAGGGAGGCGGUGCAUGCUUGGGAUUUGCAGAUGCCGGAGCUGUUUGCGGAGGGGGUGAAGGCUUGGGUUGAGGGUAGGGAACUACCGGGGGAGUUUGAGUUGUUGGAGUAG